Messenger RNA from Lasiodiplodia theobromae, 906 nucleotides. RefSeq names its product Phosphatidylethanolamine-binding protein PEBP. The transcript is spliced from 2 exons. Lineage: Eukaryota; Fungi; Ascomycota; Dothideomycetes; Botryosphaeriales; Botryosphaeriaceae. Gene Ontology annotation, molecular function: peptidase inhibitor activity; phospholipid binding. The record is from RefSeq and is a predicted model, not a curated record. Gene Ontology annotation, biological process: regulation of proteolysis; regulation of Ras protein signal transduction. The coding region runs from base 1 to 906 and encodes 301 amino acids.
AUGCAGACCAAGCUUCUCUCUCUCGGCCUGCUGGCCACAGCAGGUACCACGCUGGCGCAGACGCCGCCAUACUUUGAACCGAGCACCGAUGUCAACCUACCCGCGACCUUUGACGCCAACACCACCUCUCCCGAUUUCUUCACAGUUGGAGGUGUCUUUUCCAUCAAUGCCACCCAAGAAGAGCCCCAACUCUAUGUCACCACCAACGCGACCUACGUCACGCACACCAACGGCUCGCAACCGCCCACCUUCAUCAUCCUAAUGGUCGACCCGGACGCGCCCUCGCCGCAAAACACAUCCUUCUCCCAAAUCCUGCACUGGCUGCAGCCGGGCGUCCGCCUCUCCCGCUCCGUCGAGCCCACCCCCGGCCCCAACAACACCGCCCUCGUCUCCAUGCUCUCCGAAGCCGACACCGAUACCCCGGCCAUCGCGCCCUACAUCCCGCCUGCGCCCCCGUCCGUCGCCCCGCACCGCUACAUCAUCAUGCUCUUCCGCCAGCCUGGCGACGCGGACGGCGACUUCGAGCUGCCGGACGGCUUCGAGCAGUAUAAGGGCGGCGAGGAGCGCACGGGGUUCGAUGCAAAGGAGUUUGUGGAGGCCGCGGGCUUGGGUGAACCGCUCGCGGCCACGUACUUUUUGGUUGGCAAGGAGACGAGCGGCAAUGGCAGCGCGACGUAUGAGGGUGAUGAUGCGGCCGCCGGUAUUGGCGGGAACACGACGGUGCCGGCUAGCGCGACGUCGUCGUCGGCAAGUGCGUCGGCGGCGGGCGCGAGCGGGAGUGCGGGUGCGAGUGCGACGGCGUCCGGUGGCGCGGCGGCUGCGUCGGAGACGUCGGGCGCGGAGAGGGUUGUUGGCGUUGCGGCGCUGAGCGCUGUGGCGGCGGGUUUCGUGGCUCUGGUUCUUUGA